This is a messenger RNA of Penicillium soppii, 1323 nucleotides long. Its product is annotated as NUDIX hydrolase. The transcript has 3 exons. NCBI's taxonomy places the organism in Eukaryota, Fungi, Ascomycota, Eurotiomycetes, Eurotiales, Aspergillaceae. The record is from RefSeq and is a predicted model, not a curated record. Bases 1 to 1323 code for a protein of 440 amino acids. Gene Ontology annotation, molecular function: coenzyme A diphosphatase activity.
AUGGGCCUGACUAUGACGUCCGACUCAGGAUUGUCCCAUCAUUUGCAUGGAGUUCUUUCGGAACUGAAUCGCCGACCUUAUCCCCAUGUUCCAAACCCUUCAUCUUGCAAGAAACGAGCCUCAGUUGCAUUGAUCAUUCGGGUUCGGCCCACCUAUGACCAUUGGCCCAGCUCUACACAUACAUACGAUACUUCACAGUCGGCACGAGAACAGCUAGACGGGUUUUUUUCACAGCCAUGGGUUCAGCAUGGCGAACCAGAAAUUCUCUUCAUUAAGCGUGCUUCGCGUGUGGGAGACCGAUGGACCGGCCAUGUUGCCCUGCCCGGCGGAAAGCGAGAUCCGGAGGAUGCAGAUGAUAAAGCUGCCGCAAUCAGGGAAACAUCAGAGGAAAUAGGAUUGGAUUUGACCACGGAGGACUGCAUCAGUGUGGGAAAUCUCCCAGAACGUGUGGUCACUACCAGCUGGGGUUCUGAACCGUUAAUGGUGUUAUGUCCUUUUGUCUUCCUCACAACCCGCAGCGACUCCCCGACCCUUCGAUUGCAACCUACGGAAGUAGCCUCGACCCAUUGGAUUCCUCUGCGCGCACUCCUUUCACCCUCACAGCGGACCGUCGAAUAUGUGGAUAUGUCGCAGCGGUUCGCGCGACAAGGUGGAUUUUUGGCCCGUCUUGCGAUUCGAUCUCUAAUGGGUUGGAUGCAGUUCUCGGCAGUCCGACUCCUCCCCUCCGAGACCCAACAAUGCACCACAACACCAGGAUUUCUUCCAGAUGAUGAUAAGCCCAAGCGUUCCGUGGUCCAGCGCUUCAAGGAAUGGUGUCUGAGCAACCAAGCGGAGUCGAGUGACACCACUCGACCGCUACUGCUUUGGGGCCUCACUCUUGGCAUUCUAGCCGAUUUCUUGGACAUGCUCCCUCCCCACAGUGCUGUGCAAAUGUGGAAAUACCCAACUUUCACGGUGCCCGACUUGCGACUGAUUGUGAGCGUUGUGACUUACCAUCUGCGAAAGCGCAACGCACGCAAUGUGAAACCGGGUGCUCGUCCCAGUGACACGGCUUCCGAUGGUGAAACAGCUGCCCUUUCAGUCACAAAAAUGAAAUGUGAUGACCAUGACCAUAAUGAAGUGGGAAUCGGAGGUCUCGGGGUUGGGAGGUAUUAUGGGGCAUCGGACCAAGCGACAGAUGGGACAUCGUACGCAGUGGGGAUCAUGCUCCGGGGAUAUUAUGACCGGUUGAAAAUGGCCAUUUGGGUAUUCCUUGCCUGGCGUGUAGCCAUUGGCUCAGUUGCCGGUAUUUCUGCCUGGCGUCUUCUUCGGCGACUGCGUUGA